UCUCUAGUAGAAUGCUUUCUUCAGUUGUACUGUUGUACUGUUGUACUCGUAGCUUGUGAUAAUCGAUUGCCCAACACCUUUUCAGGCCAGAUAGGUAGAAUUAAACAAAUGUCUUCUUCUGUGUGCUGUCUCGUAGCUACUAACACCAAGGACAAACGGCGCCCGCAUUUCGACGGUUGCCACAUAUCGAUCGGCGGUUUCGCGGGUACGACUCUCGUUGCUGGUUAAAAAAAAAACCCAAGCAAAGACAAGAAGCUUUAACAUAAUGCGGCCGGCUCGAGGUAAUGCACAUUGCGCCAGUAGGUAUUGUGCCAGUUUCGCCUCACUACUCCUCCGCUUCCCCUGCCUACCUGCCUUGCCUUGCUACCUUUGCUGCUGCCACCACCAAACCAUUAUUGCUCCAAAUCAUCACUAUGAUUAAACCCCCGAACACCAUUAUAAAGAGUAACACAUGGAUCUCCCACACUUGACUCGUACACAAGCAACUACCCACCUUACCAGUCCCGAUAUGCUAUGAUCCUGGAAAUGCAUACAUCGAGAAAAUACGUUUUUUUUUUGUUCGCCCAUGCCUUGACCGUCGUCGAGGUUCUCUAUAAAUAUGUGCUUUCAAACGUGGUAUCAAGAACCUCUCGAACCCCUCCCAUUGUAAAACAAAGAAAAUAGUUGAAUAUUGUCACAAGGGCUGUUCGUCACGGGUUGCGCUGUGCUGUGCUGUGCUGUGCUG
Molecule: messenger RNA, 724 nt
Organism: Hypoxylon fragiforme
Lineage: Eukaryota; Fungi; Ascomycota; Sordariomycetes; Xylariales; Hypoxylaceae
Exons: 1
Source: RefSeq, a predicted model, not a curated record